AUGGCGGAACGCAAAGGCGCAUACGGCACAUCCACGACCAACGAUGCCUCCUUCCGCAAGACCUGGGAUCGCGAAGCAUACGCGCGGCAAGCGGCUGAGCGCGAGCAGAAGGUGAAAGAAGAAGGCAAAGCCCGCUACGAGGCCGCGCUCGAAGGCAAGAAAUACCAUCGGCCCACAGUAGCGCCCGAGGACGUGCGGGAGACCGAAGCGCGCAAAGCACGGCUCAAUGUCGCCGAUCAAGUAGGCAAGACCCAGCUCAUAGCCGUUGGUGCGGGUCAAGGCAAGCGCGGCAAAUCCGCAGGUUUCUAUUGUGAUGCUUGCGACCUUACUUUCAAGGACAACUUGCAGUUCGUGGAGCACCUGAACAGUAAGCAGCAUCUUGUGACGACUGGGGAGAGCGGGGAAGUGAGGCGUGCGACAUUGGAGGAGGUCAAGGAGCGUUUUGAGUGGCUGAAGCGGAAGAGGGACGAAGAGCGAUCUAGGGAGGUGGUGGACUUGGAGGCCAGGAUUGAGGUUGCAAGGGAGGCGGAGGAAAUGGAGAGGGAAGAGAAGAGGCGGAAGAGGAACGAGAAGAGAAGGAAGACAAAAGAUGGUGUAGGCGUGGAUGGAAUCAAGUUGGAGAAUGAUGGGGUGAUUUGCUGA
Molecule: messenger RNA, 642 nt
Organism: Baudoinia panamericana UAMH 10762
Lineage: Eukaryota; Fungi; Ascomycota; Dothideomycetes; Mycosphaerellales; Teratosphaeriaceae
Exons: 1
Coding region: 1-642 (213 amino acids)
Biological process (GO): mRNA splicing, via spliceosome
Cellular component (GO): U4/U6 x U5 tri-snRNP complex; spliceosomal complex
Molecular function (GO): nucleic acid binding; zinc ion binding
Source: RefSeq, a predicted model, not a curated record